UAGAGGCUUGCCGCAGCCUUUGAAAGUUUCCAGUUAAUAUUUCCAUGCAAGCCGCCGAGCACGUAUCAUCGGCAACUGGAAAUAAACAGCGGCUAGUUUGAGUUGCGUCUGGUGGAAUGUUGUGAUUAUCCCAGAAGGAGGUUCUUAAGGAAAGUCUCAGUGGUUGGAACGAGAGGAGGAGACGAGUACAAGGUCGGUCAAAUACAUGGGUGUCUGAGAAGGAAGUACAGCAGCGACUGAUCUGAGGGGGAUACGAAAUCAGGAGCAACUGCAUCGUCUUCAACAGGUUGCGUUAAAUUGGAAUCGGCCACGAUGGGGCGCAGUGGCUACACAUGUGUGAGACACAUAUUCUGCACGCUGAAUGUCCUCAUGUGGCUGUGUGGCUGUGGUAUCCUGGGCGUAGGUAUCUGGCUUCGACUCUCAUACGCGGGAUACACCCAGUUGCUCCCCAAAUACAGCAUGAUAAGUGCCGACAGCCUCUGCAUUGCGGUAGGCGUUAUUAUUUUUAUUGUGGCAUUCUUUGGAUGCUGUGGUUCCUGGUUCCAGAGCAGAUGUAUGCUCGUCACUUACUUCAGUCUCGUCAUUUUCAUGUUUGUUGUGGAGUUCCUGUUUGCAACUCUUGCGUUUGUAUUCCGUGAGAACCUCGGCGGUACUCUGAAAGAGGAAUUAACUGAAGGAAUAAAAUUGCACUACAAUACCUCUGAGUCCAAUAGCCUUGAGAACAUCUGGAACCAUAUUCAUAAAGAGUUCCACUGUUGCGGAGUAACAAACUACGAGGACUGGUACCUCAUUGAUGCUUGGCCAGGAAAGAGGAAUGUCCCAGCUUCGUGCUGCCUGUCAGAGUUUGCAAAUGACACAGCCUGUGGAUAUGAAGGGAACCAAGAUAUGUGGUACACCACUGGCUGCGCAGAGCAGGUACAGAUGUGGUUCGUGGAGAGACUGCACAUUGUGGGCAUUGUCGGGCUUGUUGUCGCAUUCAUUCAACUAUUUGGGCUUAUCUCGUCGAUGCUCCUUUUCUGCACCGUCCGACACAAGCGAACUUCUCACACCUACAAGUCGUAUGAUCCAGCCACAUGACUAUUGCGGGAAGGCGACGAGUACCACCGUCGUUGCCAGCCCUUGUGAGGGAAUCCUUAAACAACCGAAAGUGCAUUAAUGGAAAGGCUUGACUGUGAAUGCAAGAUUUCCAGAGACGGAGGUGAAAGUGUUAAAUGAAGCCAUGAACAUGAAUUUGAAAAAUGUCUUGUUAUUAUGACGACUUUCCUGCAUUACAAAUGCUUAGAUCUUAGGAGUUUUCUAGAGUAACAGUAAUUAUCACCUAGUCUCUGUUAAUACAAGGAAAUAAGUAGGCAUAUUUACAAUGUGUUCUUAAAACUAUGGUGCAGUCUUAAAUCAUUGAUGUAUUGUAGCAAUUGCGGCAGAGACGUGGAUGAAACAUGAAAAUUUACACCUGUUGCUAAUAAAGUUCAGUGUGAGGCCAUUUGUUCUUGUGCACGUCUGUCAUCGAUAUUCUAAUUCUUGCCACGUGCAAGUGAGAGAAUUUUAUUUAGAGACUCGGCAGUCAGUCUUUCUGCUCCUGUGCUUCAGUUGGUCCACACUGUUGAUUUUCACACUCAAUCAACUUCUUUGAAAUCGUCUUUGUAAGUAAAAGUCUGGCAGAAUUGGUUGAGGUGCUCUCACAUUCCAGUUCACCCACCAACUUGUGAAGCGCUAGUCACUAUGAGUGUCAACGUAGGGAACUGAGGCUCCAUCAAGUUGAGAGACUAUCUUAUUGUCUUCAGUUAUGGUAAUAUAGAGACACGCUUCUUAAUGUUUGGAACAAAAUCAUCUAUACCUUGAUAUUCUGUGUGCUGCUAAUGGGAAUAAUAUUUUUCUUAAUCAAGACUUGCAGUUGGUAGUGCUUCGUAUUGGAGGAUUUAAAGAGCAAGGUCUGAAAAACAAAAUGGACCAUUAUCAAUAAAACUUGCCUUUUAUUCAAAGCAUGUUAGUUCUGGCUUGCACAGAACCUUCAUUAUCAUCAUCAUCAUUAUAAUUGUGCAACUUUUAUAAAGUACAAUAGAAACCUAAUAAAUAAAUAAUGUAAUUAUUUAAAAUGGAGUAUACAAAAGAAUAUAUCUAAACUGUGACUACAGUUAGAAUUAACAGGAGUAGUAUAUUUUUGAAAGAGAUUUGGAAUCAAUGGGGCUCAUAUGACAUUUGCCACCUUUGCCUCCAAAUAAAUCUACCACUGGGGUCUUAAAUAAAGGAAUGGAUCAAAGCUUAAAAAUCAAAUAUUUUUAUCAGUUUAGUAGUUCAUAGUUAGAACGAUGAAUUAUUUUAUAUAAACUUAUCUAUACAAAAUUAUAUGACAGGAGGUAUGAGAUAUCUUAUAUCAUGUUGAAAAGUGAAUAUAUUAUAAAGGAACAUUAUUCCAUUGCAUGUGUUUACAAGUGUUCAAGUUUGUCUAAUUAUUUAAAAAUUAAACUUUAGGAAGUGUUUUAAUGCAAAGCAAUAAAAUGGUAACAUGAUGCAUCUUUUUUAGGUUAUGUUAGGUUAGGUUACAUUAGAUUAUAUGCAUUCUAUGAAUCCCCUUUAACGAGGUUGUGGACCAAGUAAGUGUACAAAAAUACAAAUGGAAAUACCACAAUAAAGAAGUGACAUACAAUAUAAAAGAAAGAAAAACUAUGAUAUACUAGUAUUAGUCUUAUGUUUAAAAAUGUGAGUUUGGUUAAAAAGUUGAUACACAUAAUUUACGUUUGUCUUAUGCUUAAUUUUAUGUAAAAUAAAUUUGAUAUAGUUGCUCCACAGUAAGUUUGAAAUUCUGUACAUCUCCUAUAAAAGUAACUCUUUAACAGAACAGAGGAAAUGAAAAUUUAAAUUGUGUUCUGUCAGUAAGAUAUAUGUUUAAUUCUUAAUGGGAUCUUGUUAUAGGUUUAAUAUCUGCACAGAACAUCUUGUUUUCCACAUCUCCUUAAUCUCUUGAAACUCAUAUCUGUCAUUUUACAAGACUGUUAUAAAAAGACAAACAUUUAAUUAAUGUUACAACUGGCAUGAUCAGUUCCUGUGUGAUUAAUCCAAGAGCAUUUAACAUUCCAAAAUAUAUUUAUUAUUUAUUAGUCUUUACAGGUAGGGAAAUAAGUGAAAACUUGGCAUCCUCAGGAUUUUUAGAGAACUCAAAAUAGUUUUCAAAUAUAUUUAUUGUUCAAAUUACAACCUUGCUGAAAAUUCUUAUAGUGUGUUGUGAAUGUCUGAAAUUGUCAUUCGUUUCAGUAGCUGUGUUCUUCUAAAAAUACUUCUGUUGUUCAUAAUUUUAUUCACAUUAAAUCCUGAAAUAAAUGUAUAUUAAUGCUUUAAUUUCAUGCAAUAUGUAUUUGGUUAUUACAUGGUUAUGUUUAUUUAUUUAUUUAGAAACAUAACCUUCAUAUUGUGUUAUUGAUAAUGGUGUUGGGAUUUGUUGUUAUUAAUUUGUUAACUUAUAUCUAACAAGUACAACAUACAUAAAAAUAUGUAAUUGGCUUAAUAAAAUAUGUGAUACCAUGUAAUGAUUUUAUCAAUGUCAGAUUUAAAUAAACAUAUCACAUUCUAUAAUUUCAUUAGUUAUUCACUGAAUGUAUAUGUAAAUAAUGAAAAUAUUGUGAUUAUA
Messenger RNA from Zootermopsis nevadensis, 3622 nucleotides. It is a transcript of the gene Tsp5D, whose product is annotated as Tetraspanin 5D. The record is from RefSeq and is a predicted model, not a curated record. Gene Ontology annotation, cellular component: plasma membrane. Lineage: Eukaryota; Metazoa; Arthropoda; Insecta; Blattodea; Termopsidae.